CAUGAGAUAUAUAUAGUCUUAACAUGGUCAGCAUUGUCAUGUAAUAAAAUAAAUAAAUAAAUAAAUAUCAUGUCUCAAAGAAUGUGACCCUAACUCCACAAAAUGUUAAAAUUUCCCCCCAUAAAAACCAUCGCCUCCACACUCACUCUGCGUCGCUCUUCAUUUAUCCUCCUAAACCCUCCUCAAACCUCCUCCCGCUCUUACGCCACCGUAACCGCCGCCAUGGGGGACGAUUCCGGCAUGGACGCCGUCCAGAGACGCCUCAUGUUUGACGAUGAAUGCAUAUUGCUGGAUGAGAACGACAACGUGGUUGGGCAUGAUACCAAAUACAACUGCCACUUAUGGGAGAAGAUUGAAAAAGGUAACAUGCUGCACAGAGCAUUCAGCGUAUUUCUGUUCAAUUCAAAAUACGAGUUACUCCUUCAGCAACGGUCUGCAACCAAGGUGACAUUCCCUUUGGUAUGGACCAACACCUGUUGCAGCCAUCCACUCUACCGAGAAUCCGAGCUUAUUCCUGAAAACUGUCUUGGUGUGAGAAAUGCUGCACAGAGGAAGCUGUUGGAUGAACUCGGCAUCCCUGCUGAAGACGUUCCGGUUGAUCAGUUUACUCCUUUGAGUCGCAUGCUCUACAAGGCUCCAUCUGAUGGAAAGUGGGGAGAACAUGAACUUGACUACCUACUCUUCAUUGUGCGAGACGUUGCUGUGAACCCAAACCCAGAUGAAGUGGCGGAUAUCAAGUAUGUGAACCAAGAACAGCUGAAAGAGUUGCUAAGGAAGGCAGAUGCGGGCGAGGAGGGCUUGAAGUUGUCUCCAUGGUUCAGGUUAGUGGUUGACAACUUCUUGUUCAAGUGGUGGGAUCAUGUUAAAAAGGGUACACUCCCUGAAGCAAUUGAUAUGAAAACCAUCCAUAAGUUGAUGUAAACCGCACCUGUUCAUUCAGAUCGGGGCUAAUAAUUCAGGUUUGCUAUCAAUUGUCGUUUCUUUUAAGAAGUUUAGUCUCUAUCUGAGCAUGUCGAUUGUUGUAUGUUACAUUAAGAUUUUGGGUUGUUUGAAGAGUGUAAUAACGAACCAUUGAUGGUUCGAAACUUGGAAUUUGCUUUCGACAUGUGAUUUUUAUAUAUUUUUAACUUUAAACAA
Helianthus annuus (common sunflower) is the source of this 1137-nucleotide messenger RNA. RefSeq names its product isopentenyl-diphosphate Delta-isomerase I. Gene Ontology annotation, cellular component: cytoplasm. Gene Ontology annotation, molecular function: isopentenyl-diphosphate delta-isomerase activity. The transcript has 6 exons. The record is from RefSeq and is a predicted model, not a curated record. Gene Ontology annotation, biological process: isoprenoid biosynthetic process; isopentenyl diphosphate biosynthetic process. NCBI's taxonomy places the organism in Eukaryota, Viridiplantae, Streptophyta, Magnoliopsida, Asterales, Asteraceae. The coding region runs from base 103 to 921 and encodes 272 amino acids.